Mytilus californianus (California mussel) is the source of this 1548-nucleotide messenger RNA. RefSeq names its product cardioacceleratory peptide receptor-like. The record is from RefSeq and is a predicted model, not a curated record. Gene Ontology annotation, molecular function: vasopressin receptor activity; peptide binding. The transcript has 7 exons. Lineage: Eukaryota; Metazoa; Mollusca; Bivalvia; Mytilida; Mytilidae. Gene Ontology annotation, biological process: G protein-coupled receptor signaling pathway. Gene Ontology annotation, cellular component: membrane. Bases 147 to 1178 code for a protein of 343 amino acids.
CAUCCAUUGAUCUGAGGAGGUAAUGCUUUCUGAUAAAAAACUGAGAAGCCAAUACUAAGAAAAGGGAUAUGAGGAGUCAAUGCUACUAGUAUGUGAUUCGAUCUGGAUAGUAUAUACAAUGUGAUCGGAUCUGAUAUUGAAAUAUCAUGGCAACAAAUCUUACUGGCAAUAAUAAAAAUGCUACUCAGUGUCGCGAUUUAGGACCAAUUAAAGAAGAGCCAUUUGGAGGUAUGAUCAAAUGGAUUGCUCUCACACAGGCAGUAGGAAUAAUCAUACUUAACACACUUCUUAUACUGUUGCUAGCCAGACGAAAGAAACCGAGCAGAAUGGCCUUCUUUGUUCAACAUUUAGCAAUCGCUGAUUUAUCAGUAGGAGUGCUGUAUGUUUUACCAGACACUAUAUUUUCAAGGUUUCUAAAUAGCUGGGAGAAAUAUUUCUGUCUCAUAUUUUAUGGGAUUUGUGCUAACAUAACAAUAUUUGCAUCUACAUUUCUAAUUGUUGUCCUGACGAUCGACAGAUUAUUUGUAAUAAUAAGACCAAUAUCCGCUUCAACCACAGGCAAGAAAUAUCGUUAUGGACUUGUAUCCGGUGCAUGGUUGCUCGCUAUUAUUAUGGGUAUACCGUAUGCUGCUCAUGCGUUUUUUUCAUGUACGGUUCAGGGAAUAAAUAUAUGUGGUCAUAAUUUCCAAAAUGUACAGGCAGUUGUUGUUGCUGAAAUUUUUAUCAAUGUCGUUAUUCCUGUCAUUAUUAUAUCAUUCUGUUACACAUGGAUCGUAUAUAUCAUCUGUAGGCGGGAAAAGGCGGGAUUCAAUGCACCACAGAAGGUCAGAUUCUCAAAGGGGUCAACGACUCUGAUGGGAAAAUUCAAGAAAAUGGAAUCUAGUUCAUCAUCCGUCAUUACAAAUGCUAAGAAGAAAACUAUAAAAAUUUUGUUAGUAGUAGUUAUUGUGUACAUCGUUAGUUGGACUCCUCUUAAUGUGGCACAAGUACUGAGUGCAUUUGAAGUGAUACCACCAAACGAUAUCUACGUUUUUUUACACGUGCUAGCUCCGGUCAACAGCAUAAUGAACCCAUUAGUAUUCCUGAUAUUUAAUCGUCAAAUGUUUAUGCAGGAUAGAAGUAGAAGUACGAGUACUGCAUAUAACACUGCUACUCACAUUGAAUCCAUUAAUCAUUGAAGACAUUAUGUGCCAAGAUAUCCCAUGUUGGAUGCAUGAAAAGGCGGGACAUAUACUGCGUAAUUUCACCUUGGAAUAUAUACCAUAUAAACGAAAGUCAUCUAUCAGAAACCUUUUUAAUAUAUAAAGAAUAUUUAAUAAAGUAUUGACAAGCUAAUGCUGUCGAAUAUGAAAGAAAGAACACAAAGAAGAAGAGAUUUGGGAAAAAUAUUAAUGGGAAACAAGUUUUUUUUUAAAUCUCGGAAGAUCUCACAAAGAAAAAUUCCAUCAAAUUUGUAUGUGUGCCUCAUUCGAUGUAUACUUAUAACUGUAAUUGUUAUUCUAUUUUUUUUCUAAAUUUAAACAUCGACUUAUAUAAAUAUGUAUUUCA